AUGGUCGACGGCGAGCUUAUCGCGUACAGCGUCGCGUCUUUUGUUUGUGCGCUCUUCGUGCUCGAGUUUGGCGCCGACAAGUUCAUCGACCAUACCACCAUCGUAGCCAAUCGCACGGGCAUCCCGCAAGGAGUCAUUGCGCUGUUGACGGCGGGGGCAGAAUGGGAGGAGCUCGCCGUCGUCGCCAUCUCCAUUGCUCGCCACCGCUCUUCGCUUGCCCUAGGCAAUAUCGUCGGGUCUACCAUCUCGAACAUCCUCGGUGCCUUCUCUCUCGGUCUGCUGUUCCACCGCAACGGCAAUGGCAAGAUGUUUGACAGAAGCUGGAAGAUCUACUCCGGUCUGCUGCUCGUCCUGACCACACUCAUCGCCAGCCUUACCGGCUUCGCACAUGCGAUCAAGUGGAGGGUCGUUGGAAUAAUAGCCAUCGCAGUCUUCGCUAUCUAUGUCGUUUCCAUUGCAUGGACCAUCUAUAAGGGACUCAUCACAGCACCGGAGGCGUCCGACAGCGAAAGCAGCGACAAUGAAGACGACGACGAUACUCCUCGGCGGGAGGAUGCGCCGACACGUGAGGUUCGCGGGACCGAGCACCCGCUGAAAGAGAACGGUGCGGCUGACGAAGAGCAACACGGCAACAAGAAAAUCACCGCAGACGCCAUCGAACCACUGCCAGUGUCUGAGGGCGUAGACACUGUAAGAACGCCGGCACCAUAUGAUCCUGGCAGAACCUCAUCUUUGGCACGAAAAGAUACUGACGUCUCUGACAACUCCGCUGGCUCCAACGACCAUAGCCUCACGUACCAUCUAGCUCUUCUGAUAGUCGGCAUUCUCGCCGUCAUCCUCAGCGCCUACGUACUCUCCCACGCCGCCUCGACUCUGGUCAACGAGUCAGGCAUGUCGGACAUCGUGUUUGGUGUCGUCAUUCUCUCGCUCGCCACGACGGUGCCGGAAAAGUUCAUGGCUGUCGUCAGCGGCUACAGAGGCCAGAUGGGAAUUAUGGUUGCCAAUACCGUAGGCAGCAAUAUUUUCUUGUUGACGUUAUGCGUGGGCGUGCUCUGGGUAUCGACUGAUGGGAAUUACAAUCAGGGGUCGGUAAAGCCCGCCGAGAUUGGCGUCAUGUUCGGCUCAGCGGUGGUCAUGAAUCUGACGGUUUGGUUCGGAAGCGCUUGGGCCCGCUAUAUUGGUGCAGGUUUCUUAGCGGCAUACGUCGCUUUCUUGGUCUUGGAAUUCACAGUCAUUCACCACAACCGCUCAGCAACGCCUAGUAGCGGUGAAACGGCUGGCUAUUGUUCCAGUGGGCGACAAUCUCUGAAUUUACUGCCGCCCAACACAUCCCCCGAGCAACGCAAGAAAUUCCAAAAGCGUAGCACUUGCUCCACCCGAAAGCGAGCGAGGGAGCAGAUCGACCACGCGGCAGAAGACAAUUGUGUUGGGAAGCCUCGCAAGCGACAGCGAGUACUCAAAGCACAGCGCUCGACCACGCCUGGCACGUUCGUCGACGGAAGCGAGGGUCGAUCCCAUCUCAUUGCAUAUUGGGGUCGCCACGAACGGUGGCCCGGGUCCAAGUCUGAGGCGAUGGGAGACAUGCAACACAUCCUUGCUCGAAAGAGGUCGGUAUCUUCCAGAAGCAGAAAGAACUCGAAUGUAGACUCCGCUACGCCCAGCUCGGACGGCCAGAGCGGGCAGAUAUCGCGAGAGCAAAAGAACGCUGGGUACAACAGGCCGGAAUACAGACUUCUCCUGGAGAAGAAGCACGUCCACAUGGGAAAGUCAAAGCUUGGCAUUCUAGAUUCCACUAAGAUUCUCUGCCAAAAGCUGCUUUCUGAACAACAGAGCCGUCCAAGAGACACCUUGUUCGAUGACGACAUACUCGAUGAAACGUGCAAGAUGGUGGAAGACAGGAAUGAAGCUAAGAUCAUCCAAGACAUCACACGACUAAUCGUUCCAUCAGCUCAGGUUUUGGCUCUUCGUGCUCCCGCUCUUCAAUGUCUGGUGGAGACCGUGAAUGAAGGCUGGAGCAAAUGCAUCUCGGUCACCGAGACGAGACCACAGCCGGACUCCGCAGUCGGUUUCCGCCGGAAGGCCUUCACGCAAAUUCAGCUCGACCGUAUGCAGCCUGUUACCGGGAGCAUCUUGGAACAGUCCUACUCUAUGGCCAACUGGUACAUGUACUUUCCCGUCUUGACCUGCGAAGUCAAAUGCGGCGCGGCCGCGCUUGACAUUGCUGACCGGCAGAACGCCCACAGUGCGGCCGUCGGGGCGAGAGCUGUCGUGGAGCUCUUUCAGACGGUGAAGCGCGAGACGGAACUCCACCGGGACACCCUCGCCUUCUCCGUCUCGCAUGAUCAUCGAAGUGUCAGAUUGUACGGCCGUUAUGCAGAGAUGGAUGGUCCUGAGACCAAAUACUACCGUCACCUCAUUCGCACGUUCGACUUCACCGAAUUGGACGGCAAGGAGAAGUGGAUGGCCCACAAUUACAGAGGCGUGCUCGCAAAAUUAGUCUUGGCGUAG
Molecule: messenger RNA, 2508 nt
Organism: Recurvomyces mirabilis
Lineage: Eukaryota; Fungi; Ascomycota; Dothideomycetes; Mycosphaerellales; Teratosphaeriaceae
Exons: 3
Coding region: 1-2508 (835 amino acids)
Biological process (GO): transmembrane transport
Cellular component (GO): membrane
Source: RefSeq, a predicted model, not a curated record